Linum tenue is the source of this 972-nucleotide messenger RNA. The record is from the annotation of a GenBank genome assembly. NCBI's taxonomy places the organism in Eukaryota, Viridiplantae, Streptophyta, Magnoliopsida, Malpighiales, Linaceae.
AUGGCAGCGUUCAGCUUGACUUCCAACGGCUCUUUCAUCAGGACGUUCCGUAACUCUCCAGACAUCUGCGUGUUCGAUUGCCAGGACGACCCUUCUUCCUUCGACGCUAUCCUUUCCCCUCCUUCCCACUGGACAUUCCGGGCCAGAAUAGGCGAUUCCGCACAGUACACCGCCCUCGAACUCUUCGGAACCACAAUCCAGGGUGACGAGUUAACCCAACUCGCCGCCGACCUAACCCUGAAAUCCAAUUCCCAGACGUUUUAUCUCAUCGUAAACAGAGAGGGACUCUGUUUCCUCUCGGUGGGCGACCCCGUGGUGAAGCGGAUCAGGGCCAACGACUACUUCGGCUGGUCCAAAUACGGGGUCAAACCCGUAACGGAACCAACCGUGUGGAACAAGAUGGAGAUGUUCAGUCGCGGAAUCGUGGUGGACUUCGAGGAGAUGGCUAGAUCGUUAUCGGAAUCGAGAGACAGGGAAGCAGAGCUGUCCCUAUCCUUGGUUAGCAAGAAAGAAGAGUUGGAAAGUUGCAAAUCGGAACUAGUCGCGAAGCAGAGAGAGUUGUCGGGACUGGAAGCGAUUCUUGAACAGGUGAGGAACAAUUGUGAGGCGGGGAAGAAAGAGAUCAAAGAAGAGGCUGGAGGGGUGAGUGAAAGGGAAUCGGCGUGGAAGAAAGUUGCAGGGGAGAAAGAGGCAGAGUUGAGGAGAGUGGAAAGGCAGCUGGUUGGGAAGAUGAAGCAUGCGGAUGCGCUGAAAGGGGCCGUGAACUCGCUGAUUAGUUCUAUGUGGGAUCUCAAUAAGGUCUUGCGACAAGAGAUUAUCUGUUACCGAUUGCUGUCGAGUCAGGGAGGCGGAGACAGGGGUGAAGAAUCAGAAGAAGAAGAAUUAGUGGGCUCUCCGGAUCAGCUAAUCGCUAGUUCUCGGUGUGGGAGCAAUUCCACGCCACAUAAUGAUGACCUCACAGAUACUGAAUAA